Messenger RNA from Exophiala mesophila, 2858 nucleotides. RefSeq lists its product as uncharacterized. The transcript has 2 exons. Lineage: Eukaryota; Fungi; Ascomycota; Eurotiomycetes; Chaetothyriales; Herpotrichiellaceae. Gene Ontology annotation, molecular function: ribosome binding; ubiquitin protein ligase activity. Gene Ontology annotation, biological process: protein ubiquitination; rescue of stalled cytosolic ribosome. The coding region runs from base 264 to 2705 and encodes 813 amino acids. The record is from RefSeq and is a predicted model, not a curated record.
CUCCAUUGUUCCCCGUUCACGCCCACUAUCACCGCCCGAGGGCCUGCGAGCCCCUGUUCCGUCUAUUCGAGUUACUGGAAUUGGCUUAACGGCUUUCUAUCGCUGGUGAAGUCAUCAUCUCUCGCUUCUGACCCACGAAAACACAACACCCAAUUUUAAUCUCGCUCUCCGCUCCCAACAACCCACUGCGUUGGCUCCAUUACCUCAUAUUCUCCUACGUAUUUUGUUGCCGCUCAAUCCAGAGUCAAUAAUUGUGCCUGAACAUGGCAGAUCCGGCAAACACACCAUCCUCGCCCUCAAACCCCCGAGGCUCCCGCUCCGCACGUGGAGGAAAUUCUCAAGCUAGAAGCAAGAAUGACAACCAACAUCAAGAUGAAUCGCAGGGACACGGCUCCGGUGCGAGAGGAUCCAAAAACUCAAGAGGUGGCAAAGGAAGAGGUAAAUCUCGCGGAGGAAGCAACUCCACCUCUGCAGCAUCUCUGGCCGCUCAAGCCCCCGCAGUCAACAGCACCGGGAGACCACCUGGAGGCGGCUUCGGUGCUCGCCUGACCGAAGCUGCCUCGAAACAAAAAGGCGACUCUAAAGAUACAAUUCCCAAAGAACAAGAGACAUCAUCUGCUGUCGACGACGAAGCCGAAAUUUGCUUCAUCUGCGCCAGUCCCAUUGAACAUGUCGCAAUCGCACCUUGCAAUCAUCAGACCUGUCACAUAUGCUCCCUUCGCUUAAGGGCUCUUUACAAGACAAGAGCAUGUGCACACUGCAGAACUGAAUCACCCUUUGUCAUCUUCACUGACAACGCGGACAAGCGCUUCGAAGACUUUACCCCUUCCGAUUUUGUCAAAGUCGACGAUAACCUAGGUAUCAAGUACGAAAAGGAUGUCAUCCUAGAGGACACAAUACUACUGCUCCGGUAUAAUUGCCCGGAUCGAGAAUGCGAAGUCGCCUGCCUCGGCUGGCCGGAUCUUCAUCGACAUGUCAAGACCAAGCAUGGCAAAAUCAUGUGUGAUCACUGCACGAGACACAAAAAGGUCUUUACGCACGAACAUGAAUUGUUCACGUUUGGUGACCUACGGAAACACGAGAGAUUUGGCGACGACAACCCUGGCGCAAUCGACCAGUCUGGGUUCAAGGGCCAUCCCGAAUGUGGCUUCUGUAGGCAACGCUUCUACGGGGACGAUGAACUCUACACUCAUUGUCGGGAAAGACAUGAGAGGUGUCACAUCUGCGACCGAAGGAACGGUGGUAGAAAUCCUCAAUAUUAUCUCGACUAUGCCGCACUAGAGAAGCACUUUGCCAAGGCUCAUCACGUCUGUCUAGAUGCAGAGUGCCAGGCAAACAAAACAAACGUCUUUGAGUCGGAGAUGGAUCUGAAAGCUCAUCAACUCUCAGAGCAUCCCAAUGGCCUGUCCAAGGAUGCUCGCAGGGAUGCCCGGCUUGUUAAUCUCUCUGGAUUCGAUCUCCGCACCCCGUACCAACCAGAACGAAGGGGUGGUCGACAAGAGCGAAAUGAUCGUGGUAUUGGUCGAGGAAGAGACCCCAAUGCCGACCCACUACCGGUUUCGAGCGCUCAACCUCUAAGCAGAGCCGAAUUGGCAUACCAGAGGCAGCUGGCAAUUCAGAGUUCCCAGUCAGUAUCGAGCAGAAGUUUUGGGGGUCAGCUCACACAAGCUGCACCUGUGUCACGACCUCAAACAAGUACUGGACCACCGAGAAGCGACCUGCCCCCUAUGGAGAAUCUGUCCCUCAACCAAGCAGCCCAACCGCCACCAAACAUGACCCCUCAAGAACAAGCCCGAAACUUGCGGCACCAGGCCGUGAUAUCGCGAGCAGCGUCACUGCUCAAGAACGACCAAACGAAACUCUCCCAGUUCCGGACACAUAUUUCAGCAUACCGCAGUGGGACCAGCUCGGCGACGGAUUUGAUUGAUGCCAUUUUUGAUUUGUUUGACAGCCCUAGCUCAGAAAUUGGAAAAUUGGUGCGGGAGCUUGCCGACUUGUACGAAGAUGAGACCAAGCAACAGUCGCUCCUGUCUGCUUGGAACAAUUGGCGGAGCAUCAACGAAGAUUACCCCAGCCUACCCGGACCAAGUGGCACACUACCUGGGGUCACUGGAUCUGGGUCAGGAGGGCGAAGAGUGUUGACGCUGAAGAAAAGCACAGUUCAAUCGUCUCGGUCCGCAGUCUCCCGACAAGGCUCUUGGGGCAAUAGUAUCACCAAUGGCACCAGCAGCGAACCGUUUCCAGCUCUUGGUCCUAGCAAGGGAAACAGCCGCAAGACCGCUGUACAAUUGGCUUGGGGCCAAGCUUCUGCUCCAACAGGCACAUCGACAAACCCCAGUGCAUCUCAAGCGAGCUCUAUCCAAUCAUCUCGUUCUACAGCAAGGAAAGCUCCGCCGUUGCGACAGACGGAGGAGAACUUUCCAUCGUUGCCUGUUGCCGCCAAACCCAACACCAUGAUGGCUGGCUUCAAUACUCGUGGAUCGGUUCGAUGGCUUGACUCAAGCCGAAAUUCACCUUCUGGGUCGGGGACCAACACUCCCGCAUGGGGAAAUGGUGGUAUGGCUCCGACUCCUGCUCAAGCCGCUGCGGCGAUGGCGUUCUCUGCCACCCCGAGUAACGAGACGGGCGAAGGCGAACUAGGGUCGUCCAAGAAGAAAGGAAAGAAAGGCAAAGGCAAAGGAGAGACGUUGUUUCAUUUUGGUUGAGGGGUGUUACGACACAUUGCAGGCGUUCAGCUCAUGUCUUUGAUUCAAUGGCACGAGAAAUGAGUGAUGACUUUAGCGACAUUCCAAAGCAUAGUGGCGCUUGGGAAAUAGAUGCAGUGCCUGAAUACAUUGUAGCCAAAACUAGUACUUCAC